AUGCCCAACAAAGCCCAAGAGGAUGCUGUGAUUAACCUAAAGACACUGCAGGAGAUUUCCAGUCUGCUCGGUUUUGAGUGGACAGUUUUGGCAUAUGAGCUUGGUUUCAACAGAACUGAGAUCGGUCGAUUUCACACCAAAUCCACAGAGAAGAGUGUCCAGGCUAGGACCAUGCUGGAGAGCUGGUAUGAAAAGUCAUGGGACAAGCCCAAUAAGACCAAGCUGCUGCAGGAUGGACUAGAGCGAGCAGGCCGACGGGACCUGUCUGAAAGGCUGCGCUGCCUCCACUGGGGCCACCAGAAGCUGAGCCAUAGGGUUGAGCUGCCCUCGGCCUUCCCCUUCCUCAUCACUGUCCACAAGACCAUCCACAACCAAGACGCACUGCGCAGGAUCAACGACCUCAACCGUAGAUAAACUUAAAGCUGGGUGAAAAUGUGAAAAAUGUGGCACUUUCUACAUGGCGCACUGCAAAUAAAUGUACUGUGUCCUUGAUCAAACAAGUGAGAAGCAUGGGUCAUGUAUAAAAU
This is a messenger RNA of Gymnodraco acuticeps, 527 nucleotides long. RefSeq lists its product as uncharacterized. Lineage: Eukaryota; Metazoa; Chordata; Actinopteri; Perciformes; Bathydraconidae. The record is from RefSeq and is a predicted model, not a curated record. Bases 1 to 414 code for a protein of 137 amino acids. Gene Ontology annotation, molecular function: protein binding. Gene Ontology annotation, biological process: signal transduction. The transcript has 3 exons.